ACGAUAUACGAGCUAAUCUCCAAGAGCAAGUUCACCACAAAGUUCGCCAAGCUAGUCGACGACCACCCUAGCGUGGUGGAUCUGCUCAACAGCACCUCUGCCAACUACACGCUGUUUGUGCCUGUGGAUAAGGCCUUUGAGGACAUCCCAGACGAUCACAAGAAGCCUAGCAAAGAGUUUAUCGAAAACGCCCUGCUCUAUCACAUUGCCAAGGGCGAAUAUCCCGCCCGCAAGAUCCUGCACUCGUACACGCUGCCCACCGCCUAUGACGAGGAGUUGCUGGGCGGUGAGCCCCAACGUCUCCGUUCUUCUGUUGGUUUGGGCGGAGUCAAACUCAACUUCUACAGCAAGGUGAUUGCUGCUGACAUUGCAGCCAAGAACGGGAUUAUCCACGCUGUCAAUCAUAUCCUAGUUCCGCCCCCCUAUGUCGGUCGAAUUAUUACUCUCUUCCCCGACCGGUUCUCGACCCUGCUGCUGGCCUAUGAGAAGACGGAGUUUGUCAAGUUCAUUCACGGCGUCAACCUCAAGGGCAGCACCGUCUUCGUCCCCACCAAUGAGGCCUUUAACUGGCUGGGCCCCAAGGCAAAUGCCUUUCUUUUCAACACCGACAAGGGUCGCAAGUACCUAAAGGCCAUCCUCAAGUACAACAUUGUGCCUAACGCUACGCUCUAUACCGAUGCAUUCUACGACGAGAGAGAUACGAAGCAGCAGACGGAGCCGGCUGAAGAGCUCAAGAGCGAGCAUUACGACCUGCCCACGCUGCUCGGUGACGCCCACAUCAGUGUUGACAUUGCCCGCAUUUUUGGUUUCGCCUCAAUUAAAGUGAACGGCUAUUCGCGAGUGGUUGUGCCCAACGGUGUUGCCAAGAACGGCGUGAUCCAGGUCGUCAACCGAGUUCCUCUGCCCCCUCACAAGGGCCAUCGCCAUCACCAUUCAGACAACGUCGGUGGGAUUGAAGUCAAGGACCUGAUGAGCAGACUUGCGGAUUACGUGUGA
Trichoderma virens Gv29-8 is the source of this 996-nucleotide messenger RNA. RefSeq lists its product as uncharacterized. The transcript has 2 exons. Gene Ontology annotation, biological process: macroautophagy. Gene Ontology annotation, cellular component: fungal-type vacuole membrane. NCBI's taxonomy places the organism in Eukaryota, Fungi, Ascomycota, Sordariomycetes, Hypocreales, Hypocreaceae. The annotation marks the transcript as partial. The record is from RefSeq and is a predicted model, not a curated record.